Musca vetustissima is the source of this 882-nucleotide messenger RNA. RefSeq names its product serine protease snake-like. NCBI's taxonomy places the organism in Eukaryota, Metazoa, Arthropoda, Insecta, Diptera, Muscidae. Gene Ontology annotation, molecular function: serine-type endopeptidase activity. The coding region runs from base 1 to 882 and encodes 293 amino acids. The transcript is spliced from 3 exons. Gene Ontology annotation, biological process: proteolysis. The record is from RefSeq and is a predicted model, not a curated record.
AUGAAAAACGUUAGUUGUUUGGAAUAUAAAAAGUUAUUGUACGAAGAGGAAACGACAAUAAGUUACUUUCAUCCCGACGCUCAAGGUGUACCUUUUAUUGAGGAUCAUUGCAAGACAGCAACAGGAUUUAUUGUGGGCGGUGAAAAUGCCCAGCCCAAGGAAUUUCCAUUUGCUGCACGCUUGGGAAGUGCUGAGUCAUUGACGAAUAUCAAUUGGCUUUGUGGUGGAACAAUUAUUAGUAGCAAUUAUAUUCUGACUGCCGCUCAUUGUUUCCAUUCGCCACUCGGCAAGGUGAAUCUUGUACGUUUGGGUGAAUUAGAUUUCAAUUCAAAUACAGACGAUGCUCAACCCGAAGAUUAUUAUAUUCUGCGAAUUAUAGAGCAUCCCGAAUAUCGCAUGAAUGAACCAUACAAUGAUAUUGGCUUGAUACAAUUAACAUCAAAUAUAAAAUUCAAUGCAUAUAAACAUCCGGCAUGUUUACCACCAUUGCGUUUAAUCGAAGAACAACAAAGUUCAUUUAUAGCCAUUGGAUGGGGACAUGUUGCAUUUGCUGGUGAACCAUCUUCACAUUUAAAAAAAGUUGCAUUGCAACCAUACUCACACGAGAAAUGUGCUAGUUUAGUCCAACGUUCCGAAGGUUUGGAAUCAUUGCCGCCAAGCUUACGCGAUUCUCUUUUAUGUGCCGGAUCCAAAGAAAUGAAAGAUACUUGUCAAGGUGAUUCAGGAGGACCAUUGUUAGUACAGCAUCCACAAUACCCAUGCAUGCACAUUAUUGUGGGCAUUACGUCGACCGGUGUUAGCGGUUGUGCGACGCCAGAUGUGCCCUCAUUUUAUACGCGCGUUAAAAAUUAUUUGAACUGGAUUGAUUCAUAUGUACAUUGA